Molecule: messenger RNA, 786 nt
Organism: Phytophthora infestans T30-4
Lineage: Eukaryota; Oomycota; Peronosporomycetes; Peronosporales; Peronosporaceae
Exons: 2
Coding region: 1-786 (261 amino acids)
Source: RefSeq, a predicted model, not a curated record
AUGGCCAUGGAGUCGACACAGUGUGAAAAAUGUCCAACUACUCCUCGUCCAUGCAUCUUCCUCCACGGUUUAGACAACCCCAAUGAUGUCAAGGAGCUACAGGACACCCCGAAGCUAACGAGAAGUAAGUUUGGAGACAUGCACGGCCACGCUCCUUGCUGUUCCACGAUCAAGUACGCUGUGGUGAAUACUAUAGAUGCCGGUUGGACAAACGACACACUGCAGCACAAAUACUGUGACUAUGCUCUCUCCAUGAGCGACAGUAGCGACGUCGCUACUGGGACCAUCGACAAGACAAUCGUUGUGACACAUUCCAUGGGUGGACUCGUCAUGGCUCACGCUCUGGCUACGGGGAAGUGUCGGUUCAGUGACACGACCUCGUGGGUGUCACUAAGUCCCCCGAUGGCUGGCAGUAUGGCUGUGGACUAUCUCAUGGAGUUCAGCUCCCCGUCUAUUGAUGCCGCUUAUGCGGCAGCGCAAAAAGCGUAUCGAAAAAAUGUGACAGCCGCCAUGUGCAGUGACAGCUAUGUCGGACUCUUCUCGACGUAUCAAGCCGUGUGUAUCCUGGCGGGAACGGUGAUCCCGCACAAGUCCAAGAAGAACGACGGUCUCGUUGAAUUCGAUAGCUGUCUGGGUGGCCUUGAUGAGAACCUCUUCGGUAAUCACUACUUGGAUACAUUCUACAGACCGAAGCUAAACCACGCUGAUACGGCAUUUCUAAAUGGUGAUGGCAUUCUCAAGAAUUCACAGAAACCAAGGAAGUGGUUUGAGUGUCUGCAGUUGUAG